Messenger RNA from Bacillus rossius redtenbacheri, 2614 nucleotides. RefSeq lists its product as uncharacterized. NCBI's taxonomy places the organism in Eukaryota, Metazoa, Arthropoda, Insecta, Phasmatodea, Bacillidae. The record is from RefSeq and is a predicted model, not a curated record. Bases 74 to 1639 code for a protein of 521 amino acids. The transcript has 10 exons. Gene Ontology annotation, cellular component: extracellular region.
GCUAGAACGUCUCUUCACUCGUGCGUGAGCGGUGUGUGUGUGCGGGGGUGAGUCGAGAAGGGUGCGCGCGGACAUGGGGUGCUGCCAGUCCGGGCCCGAGGGGGACCCAGGGGUCCCAGGGCCUCCCUGGACGGCGGAGAAGACGUCCUCCGGAGACGCCCGCUGCAGACCGGCCGGCACCGUCAGCGAGGUCUUCACGGCCGAAUGCCUUCGAGACACGAGCCCGCGGCCCGCCGGCGGAGCUGCCCUCAUGGACCUCAGCAGGAUCCCCGGGCCGGCGCACGAGUCCUGCCACGCCAACGCCAGCCGCGUCGUCAUGGUGCGCAAGACGGAGCAGAGGACCUUCGCGUCGCGCUCCGGCGAGGAGGAGCCGAAGUUCGAGACGGUGACCCGCGAGACGGUGGAGACGUUCAGGGGCAACCGCACCGAGCGGGUCACCACCUCCGAGAAGAGAGACGUGCUGAGGAACCUCCCUGAAGACCUGACCUCCAGCCUGGCCGAGGUCAGCCUCAACGGAACACCGAGGAACGGCGUCCCGUCGAGGAACACCAGGUCUCCCAGUCUGUCCCCCGAGCGGAGCAUCCCGGUGAGACAGAAACCUGAGGGCAAGUUGGCAGGCCUGUUCCGGCCCAAGGGGCGCGCGGACGGGGAGUCCCCGGGCUCGGAGGGGGACUUCGUCGCGGACUGCCUGCGCGCGCACAACGAGUACCGGCGCCGCCACGGCGUCGAGCCGCUCAAGCUCAACAAGAAGCUGUGCAAGCACAGCGAGGAGUGGGCCAAGCGGCUGGCGUCGCGGGGCGUCAUGGAGCACCGCCAGAACUCCGAGUACGGGGAGAACAUCUUCUGCAGCUGGUCUUCGAGCCCCAGCUACAAGGUGACGGGCGGCGAGCCCGUCGACAACUGGUACAGCGAGAUCAAGGACCACCCAUUCGGUCGCGAGCCGCGGGACCUCAAGUCAGGACACUUCAGCCAGGUGGUGUGGAGGGCCAGCAAGGAGCUGGGGGUGGCCGUCGCCAAGAGCCGCAACGGGCACAUCUUCGUCGUGGCCAACUACUCUCCCCCCGGCAACUUCAUCGGCAGCUUCUCCGAGAACGUACUGCCCCCCGUCGGCACGGACGCCGUGCCGCAGCCCAUGGGACAGCUGUGCACGAAGCCCAGACAGACGCCCGGCGCGAUGCAGGCCAGCGCGGCGGAGGAGAGCUUCGAGGAGGAAGGCCUGCGCGUGCACAACGAGUACCGCAGGAAGCACGGCGUGCCCGACCUGAAGAUGAACACAUCCAUGUGCGGCUACGCGGCCGAGUGGGCACGGACGCUGGCCCGCGAGGACCGGUUCGGCCACCGCACCGACUCCAAGUACGGCGAGAACAUCUUCUGCAGCUGGAGCUCGGACCCGUCGGCCAAGGUGACGGCCAAGGACGCCUGCGACAGCUGGUACAGCGAGAUCAAGGACCACCAGUUCGGGGCGGAGCCGCGCAGCCUCAAGUCGGGCCACUUCACGCAGAUGAUAUGGAAGGGCAGCGAGGAGCUGGGCAUGGGCAUGGCCAAGGGCAAGAACGGCCGCACGCUCGUCGUCGCCAACUACAACCCGCGCGGGAACAUGAUCGGCCAGUUCGCCGCCAACGUCCCGCGCCCCCGCUGACGGCCGCCGGCUCCGAUACUCGAGAAACAUCUGCAGUCGCGCAAAUUGAAACAGCUCAGACUAAGAGUCCAUGUAUAUUUUCACUUGUAUUUUAAAUUAUGUACAUAAAAAUGUGCCUAUACACGCAAUCAAAGGUUCAGCAAGCGCAUUUUUGUAGGCAUGGUAAGAUGUCUUAUUUAUUCUUUAGUAGAAGUAGAGUAAAAAAAAAUUGUAAAAAAACUUCAGCCCGUUAAAGCUUCCAUCUUUUUUAAAUGCUUCAUUACUAGGGACAAGAUUAUAUGGUGAUUUUCGAUAAAACCAAAAUAACACCGAAAAAGAAUGUCAAUACACCAAAUAAAACACCAAAAACUGACAUGCAAUUGAAAUCAUGAAACUAAUCAACAUUUUCGAUCAAAACUUAACGCUGAUAAAACCAAAAUAACACUGAAAAGAAUGUCAACAACACCAUAUAACACCAAAAACAAACAUGCCAUUGAAACCAUGAAACUAAUCAACUUUUUCGAUAAAAACUCAACUCUAAUGACAAGUACCUAAUCUAGUAAAUAUUAAAUUCAAUGAAAGUAAUUUAUUUAGCUCAACGUUUGAACCAAAAUUUAAUGAAGAAAGAUUGGAAAAAACGUUUUACCGAUUUAAUCUUGCAACUGUUAUGUAGUUACUCAUUUUUAUUUUCAUCACGACCUUAGAACAUUUUUUCAAACACAGAACUACUUCACAGAUUUAUUUUAUUUGUUCCGAUAAGUUAUAAAUGCUUAUUUCAAAUCAUCAUAUAUUGAAAAAAGUGCAACAUUUUUCAGUAAAAAUUACACUUUUUUUUAUUUUUAGAAAGUUGUAUCAUGGAGCAUUAAAUAUCGUAUUAGUUCAGUAAUAUGCUAUCUUUUUUAAUAAACAGAUUUCACAAAAAUAAAUUAAAAGAACAUAGAAAUCUCUUGUUUUUUUUUUAAAAAAAAAAUUAACAUGAAAAAAAAAACAUAAAAA